Messenger RNA from Vitis riparia (riverbank grape), 1564 nucleotides. RefSeq names its product anthocyanidin 3-O-glucosyltransferase 7-like. Lineage: Eukaryota; Viridiplantae; Streptophyta; Magnoliopsida; Vitales; Vitaceae. The record is from RefSeq and is a predicted model, not a curated record. The annotation marks the transcript as partial. Gene Ontology annotation, molecular function: UDP-glycosyltransferase activity. The transcript has 2 exons.
UUCGCCAUCCCCAUCACUGCGACUGCCCCAAAACUCACAAAAUCACCGGCAAGCUCCAUGGACAGGCAUGUUGCAGUAUUGGGGUUCCCCACCCAUGCAGCUAACCUCUUUAAACUCCUGCGCCGAUUAGCAUGUGCCGCACCCACCACCAUCUUCUCCUUAUUCAACACUGCCAGGGCCCACAGCACCAUCUUCUCUGCUCAACAUCCCCACGGUAUUCCCAAUCUAAGAGUCUAUGAUGUGGCAGACGGCGUGCCAGAGGACCGCGUGCUUUCAGCAACCCACCAGGAAUGCAUCGUGCUGUUCUUGAAGGCGACGCCCGGGAACUUUCGCGAUGCUAUAGAAGUGGCGGAGGCGGAGAUUGGAAAGAAGAUAAGUUGCCUGGUGAGUGAUGCCUUUUUGUGGUUCACCGCUGCUAUGGCUGAGGAAAUGGGGGUUCCUUGGGUGGUUAUUAGGACUGGUGCGCUUUACUCACUCUCCGUCCACAUUUAUACUGAUGCUAUCCGGAAUGCAGUCGGAGUUGCAGGGGAGCCGGAAGACCAAACCCUUGAUUUCAUUCCAGGAUUCUCAGCAAUAAAGGUUGAAGACCUUCCUGAUGGAAUAGUUUUCGGGGACUUUGAAUCUCCCUUUGCAUGCAUAUUUUAUAACAUGGGGCUGAUGCUACCACGAGCAACUGCCGUUGCCACAAACUCCUUCGAAGGGCUAGAGCCCACCAUUGUCACAAACGAUCUCAAGUCGAAGCUCCAAAAAGUUCUUCCCGUCGGUCCCUUUGAACUAUCAUCAUCACCACCACGGAUAUGGGAUGCCAGUGGCUGCCUGCCAUGGUUAGACAAUAAAAAGGAAGCAUCAGUCGCAUAUGUUGGUUUUGGAAGCAUAGUAACACCACCACCCAACGAGAUUGUAGCAUUGGCAGAAGCCCUAGAAGCAACUGGGAUACCGUUUCUUUGGUCUCUUAAGGAACAUGCAAUGGACAAUUUACCAAAAGGAUUUCUAGAGAGGACGACCGCUCAGGGAAAAGUAGUUUCGUGGACUCCCCAGCCUCAAGUCUUAGCACAUGCCUCAGUUGCAGUAUUUAUUACGCAUUGCGGUUGGAACUCAGUGAUUGAGAGUAUAGUUGGCGGGGUGCCUAUGAUCUGCAGGCCAUUCUUUGGAGAUCAACGUCUCAACAGGCGGAUGGUACAGGAUGUAUGGGGGAUUGGUGUGGGAGUUGAGGGAGGCAUCCUCACAAAAAGUGGAGUAAUGAGAGGACUUAUUUUGUCCCAUGAAUGGAAGGAAAUGAGAAAGAAAAUCGGAGUCCUGAGAGAGCUUGCUAGAAGGGCUGUUGAACCAAAUGGGAGCUCAACUCAAAAUUUAAGUAACUUGUUAGAGGUAAUCGCAACAUCUAAGUUACAUUUGGAUACCAAUAAGUAGCUGGCUCAAUGGUGUUUACCAAUUAGUAGCUGGCUUAAUGGUGUUUGUGUUUCGUCUAGAGUGACUUUAGGUAUUAAUAGAUAGAAAUUGGAGUCUGUAUCUCUUAAUGUGUAUUAAAAAAAUGCACCAAACCAUGCUUAUUGGUAUAAGUAAA